Molecule: messenger RNA, 2727 nt
Organism: Lolium rigidum
Lineage: Eukaryota; Viridiplantae; Streptophyta; Magnoliopsida; Poales; Poaceae
Exons: 4
Coding region: 1-2727 (908 amino acids)
Molecular function (GO): serine-type endopeptidase inhibitor activity
Source: RefSeq, a predicted model, not a curated record
AUGGAUUUCCGAGCAACCGUGCCGACGAGGGAUCAGCGGCGGUCUGCCGUCGGCCGCUCCGGUGGCCUGGCGGCGCUCUCGGCCGGCCUCUCGCGUGUCCUCGCCGACAAGCACCCAGACAGCAACAUCGUCUUCUCGCCGCUGUCCAUCUACACCGCGCUGGCGCUCGUGGCCGCCGGCGCCCGCGGCCCCACUCUGGAGGAGAUCCUCAGCGUCCUCGGCGCGCGGUCCCGCGAAGAGCUCGACGAGUUCGUCGGCGCGACGCGGGACGCGCUGCAGGACCGGUCGGGCUCCGGCGGCCCGCGGUUCGCGUUCGCGUGCGGCGUGUGGAACGACCUGUCGUGCCCGCUCAAGCCCGGCUUCCGCGAGGCCGUGGUCGACGGCGCGUACAAGGUCGAGGCGUCCACCGUCGACUUCCGCGGCGAUCACAGGGGAGCAUGCCGGCUGAUCAACAAGUGGGCGGCGCGCGCUACGAACGGCCUCAUCGACUUCGUUCUCAGCGAAGGCUCCGUGACCCCGGACACCCGCGUCGUGCUCGGCAACGCCGUGUACUUCAAGGGCAAGUGGGAAGAACCCUUCAGCAAGGGAGACACGGAGAAGGCGCCGUUCCGCCGGCUACGCGGCGGCGCCGUCGACGUGCCCUUCAUGCACAGCGGGAAGCACCAGUUAUUCGUAGCCGUGCACGACGGAUUCAAGGUGCUAAAGCUUCGGUACAAGAUGUUGGACGCCUUCUUAACACCCACACAGUUCUCCAUGUGCAUCUUCCUCCCGGACGCCGACGACGGCCUGCGCAGCCUGAUCGACGCCAUCGCUUCACGUCCGAGCUUCCUGCACGAACACAUGCCUCGUCACAAGAUCGAAGUCCGUGACUUCCGUGUGCCCAGGUUUAAGCUAUCCUUCCACCAAAGCGUCGUCGACAACCUGAAGGAGCUAGGCCUCCAACUUCCAUUCAGCCCCAAGGCCGACCUGUCCGACAUGACGGAGGACGACCACUCCGGUUUCCGGCAGGGCCUGAACAACGUAAUCCACAAGGCAAUCAUUGAGGUGAACGAGGAAGGCACUGAAGCUGCCGCCGCCACCAUGGUUUGUAUCAACCCUACGGCCUCCGCGACGCCGCAGCCAUGGGUAGAUUUUGUCGCUGAUCAUCCGUUCGCCUACUUCAUUGUGGAGGAGGAGACUGGCGCCGUCGUCUUUGCCGGGCACGUCCUAGACCCGUCGAAAGUUGUACGUGACCAAGCCCGUGGUAUCCAGGGAUCGUUACAUGUUUACCAGGGUGCCAUCGCCAAUACUGCAAAUAUAGUCGUCACAGAUCAGUGUCACACCACGAAGCAGACUAAACCGGCGAUCGAUACGAUGGACUUGGGCGUGCGGACUAGGUCUCAGAGGCUGUCUGCCGGCGGUUCCAGCGAGGGCCUCGCGGCGCUCUCCGCCGGCCUCGCACGGCGCCUCGCGGACGAGCACGCAAACAGCAACCUGGUCUUUUCGCCGCUCUCCGUCUACACCGCGCUCGCGCUCGUGGCCACCGGCGCCCGCGGCGCCACCCUGGACGAGAUCCUCCGCGUCCUCGGCGCCCGGUCCCGCGUAGAGCUCGACGAGUUCGUCGCCCGCGCAGCCGGGGACGCGCUGCGUGACCAGUCACGCUCAGGCGGCCCGCGCGUGGCGUUCGUGUGCGGCGUCUGGAGCGACCAGUCGUGUCCGCUGAAGCCAGGCUUCCGCGAGGCCGUCGUCGCCGGCGCGUACGGGGCUGAGGCCUCUGUCGUGAACUUCCACGGCGACCCCAAUGGAGCAUGCCGGCUGAUCAACGCGUGGGCGGCACGCGCCACCAAGGGCCUGGUUGACUCUGUUCUCGCCCAAGGCUCGGUAACCCGAGACGCCCGCGUCGUGCUCGGCAGUGCCUUGUACUUCAAGGGCAGGUGGGAGCAUCCCUUCAACAAGAGGAGCACGCAGGAUGGGCUCUUCCGCCGGCUCGGCGGCGCCGGCGCCGUCAACGUGUCCUACAUGCAGAGCUGGAAGAGGCAAUUCGUGGCCGUGCACGAUGGGUUCAAGGUGCUCAAGCUUCAGUACAAGAUGGCGGAAGCGCGCCGGAGCCACGCCGGCAAUUCAAACAAUCGCCUUGGUGAUCCAAAAAGGCCGACACCAUACUCUCGGAGCUCCGACGGCCAGAACCGGCGUGGAUCCGUUGCUCACAAUAAUACUAAGGCAUCAGGCCAUGCGAACACUCAAGACAGUUUUUCUACUCCUACAAGCUUCUCCAUGUGCAUCUUCCUCCCGGACGCCGACGAUGGCCUACUAAGCCUUCUGGACGCAAUCGCUUCAUUUCCGAGCUUCCUGCACAAGCACCUUCCUCGUAAGGAAGUCAAAGUCGGCGAGUUCAAGCUGCCAAGGUUCAAGCUGUCCUUCCACAGCAGCGUCGUCAACGCCCUCGACAAGUUGGGCCUCCGGUUGCCGUUCCAUGAAGCAGCCAACCUAUCCGAUAUGGCGGAGGAUGACGACUCCGGCUUCCCACUGGCCGUGAGCGAUGUCAUCCACAAGGCAGUCAUCGAGGUGAACGAGGAAGGCACCAAGGCCGCCGCCGCCACCAUUAUUAGUAAUUUUCCGAAGAAGAUGCCAAUGCCGCUGCCGCCGGUUGAUUUCGUUGCUGACCAUCCGUUCGCCUUCUUCAUUGUGGAGGAGGAGACCAAAGCCGUCGUCUUUGCGGGGCAUGUCCUCGACCCCUCUAGAGAGUAG